AUGGAUUUCCUCAAAUCAGCCGUAGCCUCUGCCAUCUCCAAGGACCCUCCUUUUCCUUACAAGUUUGGUGACAGGUUGACUGUAGAUCAGUCAAUCUGGGCUCUACAUAACGGCACGAAGCGAGAAAAUGGGUCGGAUUGCAGCAUCUUCGCAUUCGAUGUUACCGCAGAUAAAUCCCGCUUACCACUCGCUCGGAAUGCAGUACGAAAGAUGCGAACAUUGAGGCAUCCGGGAGUGAUAAAAGUCUACGAUACAGUCGAGACAGAGACAUACAUCUACGUUGCUACCGAGAGAGUCACUCCUUUAGAAUGGUCAGCAAGACGUAAAAGCCUGAGUGUAGAAACUUCGAAAUGGGGCCUCUUCAGUAUUGCAAAUACGUUAUCAUUCAUCAACGACGAGGCUUCUUCUAUACAUGGAAAUGUUCGCCUCUCCUCGAUCUUCACCAGCCAAAGUGGAGAAUGGAGACUGGGCGGGCUAGAGGUGCUGAGCUCCCCAGAGGACGACGAUGCUCUCAUCUAUAGGUAUGGAAGCUUUACCCCCAACUCUGGACGGUACGCUCCUCCUGAAAUUGCCAAAGCAAGUUGGGACGCGAUUAAACGGCAUCCGCUUUCCGCAAUCGAUUCAUAUAAUUUCGGAAUACUGGUGUUUGAGGUUUUCAAUGGCAGUUUUAUCACUGCUGAUCAAGUCGGCCAAACAAAAAAUGUGCCGCCAAGUAUGCAUCAAAGUUACAAGAGGCUGCUGAAUGCCAACCCUAAGGCAAGAUUAAGCGUUUCUCACUUUCGGGAUCAAGGGAGGCGUAGUGGUGGGUUCUUCGAGACCCCACUGAUCAAGCUGUCGGAAGGCAUCGAUAGUCUUGGCUUGAAGAGUGAGGGCGAAAGAGAAGAAUUCCUGAGCGAGCUAGACGAAGUCGCGGAAGAUUUUCCCGAGGAAUUUUUCAGCGUGAAAGUACUUCCUGAGCUUCUGAAAUCCGUAGAAUUUGGAGGCGGAGGACCUAAAGUCUUCGCAUCUGUGAUGAAAAUAGGAAAAAAGCUCUCUGACGAAGAGUGGGAGUCAAAGAUUACUCCCGUUAUUGUCAGACUGUUUUCAAAUCCGGACCGAGCAAUACGAGUUUGCUUGCUUGAUUGUCUUCCCGGUAUGAUUGAUCACCUAUCUCAGAAGGUUGUCAACGACAGGAUCUUCCCACAGAUGGUCACGGGUUUCACAGACGUAGCACCACUGGUUCGUGAACAGACAGUCAAGGCCGUUCUGACGAUUAUCACCAAGCUCUCGGAUCGAACUAUCAACGGAGAUUUACUAAAGCAGCUUGCAAAAACCUCGAAUGACGAGCAGCCUGGAAUCCGUACUAAUACUACCAUAUGUCUUGGGAAAAUAGCGCGUCAUCUGGGUACAAGUACGAGACAAAAGGUUCUUGUCGCAGCUUUUGCACGCUCACUGCGAGACCCUUUCGUACACGCACGCAAUGCAGCCCUGCUUGCACUCGCCGCAACCUUAGACCUGUUCACUGAUGAUGAUUGUGCUACUAAGAUCCUGCCUGCUCUGUGCCCGUCGUUGGUGGACAAAGAGAAGCUUGUUCGUGAUCAAGCAAACAAAUGCUUUGAUGUCUACCUUCAGCGUAUACGCAAGUAUGGAUACUCACUUCCGGACACAGUCUUGCCACCACCUGCCAUUGUGGUAGCUAAUGGUGCUGUCCCACGUAUGGGCACGCCUCAAAAUGACACGCCAGGAUGGGCUGGUUGGGCAAUUUCGUCCUUUACGAACAAAUUGGCCACCGCUAGCGGUGACAUGCAAUCGAAAGCUGUGAAACCUCAGCAGGCAAAGAGUGACAGAUCAUCAUCUGUUCCCCCAGCGGCAGAUUCCUCUCAUCCUCCACUUUCAGCAUCAGCAUCCAUCCUCCAUCGCCAGUCUGUCACUGGCACAUCCACCCCUGCUCGAGUGCCAACGCCCACUGAGCAGUGUUUCAAAAAUCCCAUCGAGGAUGACGAGGACGUUGACGAGGCUUGGGGUGAAAUGGCUGAAAAUUCCUUCUUCGACGCUCCAACGGAAACUAAGCCAAAUCCAGCUCCCCCAAUCAGCUUUGACGAUGGUGGCGAGCCGGAUUUUGAGGGAUGGUUGAAAGCGCAGGCUCAGGCUAAGUCUAAAGCACCAUUGCCUAAGGGAUUGACCAAGCCUUCCGCCAAUGUCAGCAAUGUUAGCAAUGGCAGGCAAGCUGUCACAAGAACUACUACUACUGGAAGCGUGGGCGCGGGAGUCGGCGCAAAGAAACUGGCGAGUACCAUUGCUAAGCCCAAACCUGCGACUACCAAAGCCAUCAGCACGAAGCCGAAAGAAGUGGAUGAUGAUUGGGGCGACGCAUGGGACUAG
Molecule: messenger RNA, 2361 nt
Organism: Letharia lupina
Lineage: Eukaryota; Fungi; Ascomycota; Lecanoromycetes; Lecanorales; Parmeliaceae
Exons: 9
Coding region: 1-2361 (786 amino acids)
Biological process (GO): protein phosphorylation; tRNA export from nucleus
Cellular component (GO): cytoplasm
Molecular function (GO): ATP binding; protein kinase activity
Source: RefSeq, a predicted model, not a curated record